This is a messenger RNA of Tripterygium wilfordii, 1167 nucleotides long. RefSeq names its product calmodulin-binding protein 60 B-like. Gene Ontology annotation, biological process: regulation of salicylic acid biosynthetic process. Bases 1 to 1167 code for a protein of 388 amino acids. Gene Ontology annotation, molecular function: DNA-binding transcription factor activity; calmodulin binding; sequence-specific DNA binding. The record is from RefSeq and is a predicted model, not a curated record. Gene Ontology annotation, cellular component: nucleus. Lineage: Eukaryota; Viridiplantae; Streptophyta; Magnoliopsida; Celastrales; Celastraceae. The transcript has 6 exons.
AUGCAUUGCAAAAUACACAAAAAGCAUUACCCUCCGGCAAUAUUGGGCGAUGAGGUUUGGAGAUUGGAGAAAAUAGGCAAAGGUGGAUCAUUUCACAAGAGGCUGAACAAAGCUGGAAUAUAUACAGUUGAAGACUUCCUACGAUUUGUGGUUAGGGAAUCUCAAAAAUUGCGAAGUAUUCUUGGAAGUGGCAUGUCAAAUAAAAUGUGGGAUGUUCUUGUAGAGCACACGAAGACUUGUGUUCUCAGUGGGAAACUCUAUUUACAUUAUUCUGAUGAAACAAGGAAUAUUGCCGUUGUCUUCAACAAUAUCUAUGAGUUAAGUGGCUUAAUUGCUAAUGGACAUUAUUAUUCAACGGAUUCUCUCUCUGAUGAUCAGAAGGUAUAUGUCGACAGCUUAGUGAAGACGGCAUAUGACGAUUGGAUGCAUGCUGUAGAGUACGAUGGCCAGACUCUUCUAAGCUUCAAGCAAAACCAGAUUACAGGCGCUUCUCAAAUUGAAGCUCCAAUUGAUCCACUAGAUUUUACAAACUCAUUUGAACAUCAGGUUGCUCUUCCGACCUUAUCUGUUCCUGUCCCUCCUGAAUACCCUUGUCUGGAUUCAGGUCCAGCUAUUCCAGGGUAUGAUGAAAGUAUAGGUUCCAAGUUCCCAAUUCAGAUGCAGAAUGACAAUCUCAAUACUGCUUUUCAGCUUGACACCACUUCAUUCCGACUUCAGAACCCAUUGACUGCUUCUCAUCAAACCCAACUUACAAGAAGUGAAAAUGUAAUAGCUGUUGGUCUACCAGAGUCAUCUGCAUCAGGUUUCCCUAGUGUUAGCACAGACUUUGCAUCUUAUAGGGGAGCUAACACCUUACUUCAACAAGAGGAGAUCCGAAUGAGAAGCAAUGAGAUGCUUGGGAAUGAAGAUAUGCAGCAUCUGCUUCGUAUGUUCCACAUGGGAGGCCAAGCUCAUGCCUCCUUUGAUGAUAAUGAAAAUGGGUUUCCUUAUUCUUCUACAUAUAUGUGCAAUACACCCCUAAACUACAGCUUUGUAGAUGAUCAAACCCGUUCAUCAGGCAAAGCUGUCAUUGGAUGGCUCAAGCCCAAGGCAGCCCUCAGAUGGGGAAUUUUUGCCAGGAAGAAGGGUGCUGAGAGGCGGACACAACUUGUUGAAUUGGAUGAUUAA